Messenger RNA from Protopterus annectens (West African lungfish), 4511 nucleotides. It is a transcript of the gene SULF2, whose product is annotated as sulfatase 2. Lineage: Eukaryota; Metazoa; Chordata; Ceratodontiformes; Protopteridae. Gene Ontology annotation, cellular component: endoplasmic reticulum; plasma membrane; cell surface. The record is from RefSeq and is a predicted model, not a curated record. Gene Ontology annotation, molecular function: calcium ion binding; glycosaminoglycan binding; N-acetylglucosamine-6-sulfatase activity. Bases 834 to 3590 code for a protein of 918 amino acids. The transcript has 27 exons.
CUAGGGUAGAGCUGGGUUUAGGAGGCAGUAAGGAGCCCAGCGGGUGGGCGGUCCUCCACAGCUGAUUAAAGCAGUCCCAGGGCGAAGUCACUCGCUGAGCGACAGCGGGUGUCUGAAAGAAGCUGCAGGCUUGCGGCAGUCAACCUCACUGCAGGACCUUUGACAGAGAGGCUUGGGUUGCACAGCUGUGUGGUCCUCCCCCCACCCGCCUUCUUCAGCCGGCCCCCUGUUGCUAUUGUUGCACGAGAGGCUCCUACUCCUCCUUUCACUCUUUUUUUCCUUGAGGGACCCGACUUUUUUACUCUUGAGAUGCGUGGUGGGAGGCAAGCAGCUGGGUUUCCAAGCACAGAAAAACUUCUGGAGUUGCAUCUGUUGCUACUGGCCUUAUAUUUGAGGAGCCCUGAUUAUUUGAAAUAGAAGGAUUUUCUGUCUCUGGAAUUUGAAAUUGCCAUGGGACUUGAGCAAAAAAUAUGCUAGAAUCUACCUUUCACAAGCAGCAGAAAACGAAUGUGCUAACAGGAGCAGCUGUGAUGCAGUUACUGUUUUAAGAAAGGCGUUUGUGGCUAUUUUACAUAGAUAUCCUUGACAGAGAACUGCAGACUUUGUGCCUUUUGAUCUCCAAGUCAGAUUAAAAGGGCUUUGGGUUGCCAGGGAGCCUUGAUUCAAGCACAUUUUGCAGCUGUUCCUGUGCAAAGUCGUCUAAGCCUGCAACCACUUUGGCCAUUUUGUGCCCACUCAUGCCUUUGCAUUCAUCAAAUGGUUCCACUGGCCUCAGCACAAAGACAAACUUUCACUGACAGGCUGUUUCAUUGAAGAGGUUGCAAAUAUUAGUGAUGAGGUGCCUACAUGCUGGAUUAGAUUUGUUGGUCUUACUGCCAAUAAAGAAAACAAGAAUCUGCUUUCUUGGGAAAACUCAAAAGGAAUACAGAAUGACACAAACUGCGGUUGCUCUCGGAUUGCUGGUUAUAAUGACUUCGUUGCUCUUAAUUGAGGGCUCUCCUUUCCUGGUCCAUCAACGACAGAAGGGGCGAUUUCAGAGAGACCGGCGGAACAUCAGGCCAAAUAUUGUUCUUAUUCUCACUGAUGACCAAGAUAUUGAACUAGGUUCUAUGCAGGUGAUGAAUAAAACCCGAAGGAUCAUGGAGCAAGGGGGAGUUCAUUUCAUCAACGCAUUUGUAACAACGCCAAUGUGCUGCCCUUCAAGAUCUUCCAUACUCACUGGGAAGUACGUUCACAACCACAACACUUACACCAACAAUGAAAACUGCUCUUCUUUGUCAUGGCAGGCACAUCAUGAACCCAAAACAUUUGCUGCUUAUCUGAAUAGCACAGGAUACAGAACAGCUUUCUUUGGCAAGUAUCUCAAUGAAUAUAAUGGUUCCUAUGUGCCACCAGGCUGGAAGGAGUGGGUUGGAUUAAUUAAGAACUCAAGGUUCUACAACUAUUCUCUCUGUAGAAAUGGAGUGAGGGAGAAACAUGGACAUGAUUAUGCCAAGGAUUAUUUGACUGAUCUAAUCACCAAUGAUAGCAUCUCUUAUUUUAAAAUGUCCAAGAAGAUAUUUCCUCAUCGCCCAGUUCUGCUGGUACUGAGCCAUGCGGCACCACAUGGGCCUGAAGAUUCCGCUCCUCAGUUUGCACACCUCUUCCCUAAUGCCUCUCAGCACAUCACCCCAAGUUAUAACUAUGCUCCAAACCCUGACAAGCACUGGAUUAUGAGGUAUACUGGACCUAUGAAACCAAUUCACAUGGAGUUUACAAACAUGCUUCAGAGAAAACGACUGCAAACAUUAAUGUCUGUGGAUGAGUCUGUAGAAAAGAUGUAUGACAUGUUGUUGGAUAUUGGUGAACUGGAAAAUACAUACAUCAUUUAUACAGCAGACCAUGGAUAUCAUAUUGGACAGUUUGGACUUGUUAAAGGGAAAUCCAUGCCAUAUGAGUUUGAUAUCAGAGUUCCAUUUUAUAUCCGUGGGCCAAACAUCGAAGCAGGUUCCAUAAAUCCUCACAUAGUGUUGAACAUCGAUCUUGCUCCCACAAUUCUGGACAUUGCUGGAGUUGACAUUCCUGUUGACAUGGAUGGAAAAUCAAUAUUAAAACUUCUGGAGACGGAGGUGCCAGUGAAUAGGUUCCAUUUUCAUAAAAGGGCAAAGGUGUGGCGAGAUUCCUUCCUAGUAGAAAGAGGCAAACUGUUACAUAAGAGAGAUGGUGGUACAAAGGAAGACAAAGCCCAAGAGGAAAACUUUCUCCCCAAAUAUCAGCGUGUGAAAGACCUGUGUCAACGUGCAGAGUUUCAGACACCAUGUGAGCAAACAGGACAGUACUGGCAGUGUGUAGAAGAUGCCACAGGAAAGCUUCGUCUUCACAAAUGCAAAGGAAUGGCCAACUUAGAGAUUAGUGGAAAAAAAGGCCUCACUGGUGUCAAGUCCAAAUAUUUCAGUAAAAACAGUAAUGAUUGCAGCUGCGAGGACAACGAAUACAAAAUUAAUCACUUCGGUAGAAAAAAGAAGCUGUAUUCUAAAAAGAAGUAUAAAGCAAGCUAUGCACGUAAUCGUUCCACUAGAAAUGUGGCCAUUGAACUGAAUGGAGAGCUUUUUAAUGUUGAACUAGAAGAUGGUUACCAGCCAGUAUAUUCUAAGAACAUUACCAAAAGGCACACCAGAGCACAAGAUGAUCUGGAGGAAGAGGAAGAGGAGGAGGAAGAUAAAGACACAGCAGAAUACAGUGGCACUGGCAGCCUGAGCCUGACUAAUGAGCUUACAGCCCCAACCUCCAUUAAAGUCACUCACAGAUGCUUCAUCCUUGCAAAUGACACUGUUCAGUGUGACACUGUACUGUAUAAAUCACUCCAAGCAUGGAAGGACCACAAACUCCACAUUGAUCAUGAGAUUGAAACUCUGCAAAGCAAAAUUAAAAAUCUGCGUGAGGUAAGAGGCCAUUUGAAGAAGAAGAGGCCUGAAGAAUGUGAUUGUAACAAAAUGAGUUUCUACUCGAAGCAAAAGGGGAAACUGAAACACAAAGGAAUGAACUUGCAUCCCUUCAAGAAAUUCAGACUGGAAAAAGACUCGUGGUUUUUCAGGGAUCAGAGACGUAGGAAAAAGUUGCGUAAGAUAUUGAAGAGGAUAAAAAACAAUGACACAUGCAGUAUGCCUGGUCUCACGUGCUUCACUCAUGACAACCAACACUGGACUACAGCACCAUUUUGGACAUUGGGACCCUUCUGUGCCUGCACAAGUGCAAACAACAACACAUACUGGUGCUUGCGAACUAUUAACGAGACCCACAACUUCCUCUUUUGUGAGUUUGCUACCGGGUUUUUGGAGUAUUUUGACCUUAACACAGAUCCCUAUCAGCUGAUGAACAUUGUAAACACUCUAGAUAGAGAUGUCCUCAACCAGUUGCAUGUUCAGCUCAUGGAGUUGAGAAGCUGUAAAGGCCAUAAGCAGUGUAACCCACGAACCAGAAAUGUAGAACUUGGAAGCAGAGAUGGAGGAAGUUAUGAACAGUUCAGGCAAUUUCAGCGUCCGAAGUGGCCCAAAAUGAAGAAACCCUCUUCUAAAUCCUUAGGUCAACUUUGGGAAGGAUGGGAAGGCUAAAGCAGAAAUGUAAUCCAUGAGUAAGAAAAGCAGUCCUCCAAGACUUGAAACUUUGCAGAGACUUGAAAUUAAUAUGUAAAUUCUUGAACAGAUUGUUAGCCUGAAGGACUGGGAAACUUCUGAACUGCUGUAGGUAGUAUUUGCACUGCUGUAAGGUUUAAAAUAGAAAUAAAAAAUAAAUCUGAGGAACUGAGAAACAUCAUGACCUUGAAAAAUUCUGUUUUGAUCGGCACUGAAUGGCCUAGUCCCAGUUUUGAUUUUAUUUCACUCACUUCAAAAUUCUUGUUCUUUGUGGAUCCAUCAUAGUGUGCUUCAUUUCAGAAGAGUCUGUUGAAAUAAUGUCAUAUGGAAACAUCACCUGAUACUUCUCCAAACAGAUGAAAGUCCUGCAGUUCCAGUUCACAUUUCAGCUGAAAUGCAAUGCAACUCUUGCUCCAAAUGGAUAUGGUGCUACGACUGGUGGUGUCUAACUAAAGAAAACCUUAGUGGGGGGAAAAAUACCACAAAGUCCAAGACUCUCCAAAUCAACUUAGUGGGUAAUGUCUGCAGAAAUCUCAGCACCUUUGCAAAUUCUAUUUUAAAGUACUGUACAUAUACAAACACAUACCAUCAGACACACUCAAUGGAAAACAUUGCCCACUAUGAAACUUGUACAUAAAAAGCCCUUUAUGCAUUCAUUAAAAGUUCCAUAAAAAUGUCUGCAUAUUUUGUCAGGAUGUGUAAUGUUGCGAUAUCCUAUUUUUAUAUGUUUCUGUUACAAUGAACUGCAAAUGUAGUAUUAAUUGCUGUGUUUCUAGCAGGUAACGUAUCUUAUCAAAUGAUGGAUUUGCAGCACUGAACUGUUAUGUUAAACAUGCCAGAAACAAUGUUCUCCUAAAGCUUUCUCAUUUUAAUACUGAGAUAAUAAAACAUAAAACCUGA